AUGAACAGGUCAGAGAACUUGUUCUUUACUGGCUCCUCAUUAGCAUCCCAAGUUCAUGCUGCUGCCAUUAAUGGAGAUAAGGGUGCUCUUCACAGGCUCAUCAUAGGAAACUCUGCCCUUAAAGACAAAGAAGAUCAAUUUGGGAGGACACCACUCAUGUACUGUGUGUUGGCUGACAGACUGGAUUGUGCAGAUGCUCUCCUGAAGGCAGGAGCAGAUGUUAAUAAAACUGACCACAGCCAGAGAACGGCCCUCCAUCUUGCAGCUCAAAAGGGAAAUUAUCGUUUCAUGAAACUCUUACUUACACGCAGAGCAAACUGGAUGCAAAAGGAUCUGGAAGAGAUGACCCCUUUGCACUUGACCACUCGGCACAAGAGCCCCAAGUGUUUGGCGCUUCUGCUGAAGUUUAUGGCACCAGGAGAAGUGGAUACACAGGAUAAAAACAAGCAAACGGCUCUGCAUUGGAGUGCCUAUUACAAUAACCCGGAGCACGUGAAGCUGCUUAUCAAGCACGAUUCCAACAUCGGGAUCCCUGACGUCGAAGGCAAGAUCCCACUUCACUGGGCAGCUAACCAUAAAGAUCCCAGUGCUGUUCAUACGGUGCGAUGCAUCCUGGACGCUGCUCCCACGGAGUCCUUACUGAACUGGCAAGACUACGAGGGUCGGACACCUCUUCACUUUGCGGUCGCUGAUGGGAAUGUGACAGUGGUCGAUGUCUUGACCUCAUAUGAAAGCUGCAAUAUAACGUCUUACGACAACUUAUUUCGAACCCCACUUCACUGGGCAGCUUUGCUAGGCCAUGCACAGAUUGUCCAUCUCCUUUUAGAAAGAAAUAAAUCUGGAACCAUCCCAUCCGACAGCCAAGGAGCAACACCCUUGCACUAUGCAGCUCAGAGUAACUUUGCCGAAACAGUUAAAGUAUUUUUAAAACAUCCUUCAGUGAAAGAUGAUUCAGACCUGGAAGGAAGAACAUCCUUUAUGUGGGCUGCUGGAAAAGGCAGUGAUGAUGUCCUUAGGACUAUGCUGAGUUUAAAAUCUGACAUUGAUAUUAACAUGGCAGACAAAUACGGAGGUACAGCAUUACAUGCCGCGGCCCUUUCUGGCCACGUCAGCACCGUGAAGUUAUUGUUGGAAAAUAACGCUCAAGUAGAUGCCACUGAUGUCAUGAAGCACACUCCACUUUUCCGAGCCUGUGAGAUGGGACACAAAGAUGUGAUCCAGACACUUAUUAAAGGUGGAGCAAGGGUAGAUCUAGUGGAUCAAGAUGGACACUCUCUCCUACAUUGGGCAGCACUGGGAGGAAAUGCUGAUGUUUGCCAGAUCUUGAUAGAAAAUAAGAUCAAUCCAAAUGUGCAAGAUUACGCGGGAAGAACCCCUCUGCAGUGCGCUGCCUAUGGCGGCUACAUCAACUGCAUGGCAGUGCUCAUGGAAAACAAUGCAGACCCUAACAUUCAAGACAAAGAGGGAAGAACAGCUUUGCACUGGUCCUGUAACAACGGAUAUCUUGAUGCCAUUAAAUUACUGUUAGACUUUGCUGCUUUUCCUAAUCAGAUGGAAAAUAAUGAAGAAAGGUACACUCCCCUUGACUAUGCCUUGCUCGGUGAGCGCCAUGAAGUGAUCCAGUUCAUGUUGGAGCACGGCGCCCUGUCCAUCGCAGCCAUACAAGACAUCGCUGCCUUCAAAAUCCAGGCGGUCUACAAAGGAUACAAGGUCAGAAAAGCUUUUCGAGAUCGGAAAAAUCUCCUCAUGAAGCACGAACAGUUGAGAAAAGAUGCUGCUGCCAAGAAGCGAGAGGAAGAAAACAAACGAAGAGAGGCAGAACAGCAGAAGGGAAGGCUGAGCCCAGAUUCCUGCAGAUCCCAAGCCCCUCCCUGUGUGCCCAGCACCCAGGCUGAGCCCCACAGGCAGAGCUGGACCCCCAGCAAACAGCAUCCCACCAGCAGCGCAGCCCAGGACCCUGAGGGGAGAGCCUGUCGAGGAUCUCCAGGCAGAGCCCCCCAGAGGGAGGCUGGGAACAGCCCCCCAGAUGUGCAGGGAACAGACCCCAGAAAGCCAAAUGAAUCAUCCAGAGAACACUCUAAAGGCCGAUCUGCCUGUGUCCACUUCAGCCCCAGUAAAGGCAAGGAUGGAAACAGGCAUCCAGGAGUCUCCUCUGUUGAGAAGUCCGGAGGUGAGACAGUUGGUGAGCGGCGGUGUGACAAGGGGAAAGGCUUCUUGAAGCAGCCCUCCUGUAUCAGGGCGGCUGGGCCUGAUGAGGAAGGAGAGGACCCCGGUUGGGCAGCUGCAAGCCUUCCACAGCAGGAUGGCCACCGGAAGCCCGGCAGGCGGCAGGACCCAGCACCCAAGGCCAGGUGUGCUUCCCAAAAAAGGCGCAUUCAAGAGCUCAGAGGAGGAAGGGGCUCCCCGGCUGGUUCUAGCCGGCCUGGCAGUGCCAAGGGGGAGGUGGUCCACGCUGGGCAGCAUCCUCUCCACCAUCGGACACCAAGAAACAAAGUGACACAGGACAAGCUCGCAGGAGGGAUCUACUCAGAUUUGCCACAGAGCACAGAGGUGUUGAGGUCGGGAGUCAGGAAGCUGGGAACAUCUGCCCUGUCUGAGGACACCCAGCUAUCCAAGGAGACUGAUCCAGCACCUGGUCCCCUCUCUGGGCAGAGUGUCAAUAUUGACCUUCUCCCCGUAGAACUGCGGCUGCAGAUAAUCCAGAGAGAAAGGAGCAGGAAAGAGCUGUUUCGCAAGAAGAACAAGGCGGCCGCGGUCAUCCAGCGGGCCUGGAGAAGCUACCAGCUUAGGAAGCACCUGUCCCACCUUCUGCACAUGAAGCAGCUUGGAACCAGAGAUGUGGACAGAUGGAACCGAGAGUGCCUGGCAUUGCUGCUCCAAGUUUGGAGGAAAGAACUGGAACUAACCCCCCCAAAGACCACUGCAGUAAGCAGGACCACGAAGAGUCCAUCCAAGGGCAGCUCAGGCACAAAGUCCACCAGACACUUAGUACUCAAGCAGAUCUAUGGUUGUUCUCAAGAAGGGAAAGUUCCUCAUCCCACAAGAUCUUCCAAAGCCCAUCCUGUGCUGCAUCUCAAUUCAGUGAGCAACUUGCAGUGUAUACACCUCCUUGAGAAUAGUGGAAGAUCAAAGAAUUUUUCUUAUAACCUGCAAUCAGCUACUCAAUCAAAAACCAAAACAAAGCUUCGACCACCUGUGGAGGAAGACCGUGUCCGGGGGAACUGGAAUAGCUAG
Puma concolor (puma) is the source of this 3234-nucleotide messenger RNA. It is a transcript of the gene INVS, whose product is annotated as inversin. The record is from RefSeq and is a predicted model, not a curated record. Lineage: Eukaryota; Metazoa; Chordata; Mammalia; Carnivora; Felidae. Gene Ontology annotation, molecular function: protein binding. Gene Ontology annotation, cellular component: nucleus.